Molecule: messenger RNA, 2681 nt
Organism: Zootermopsis nevadensis
Lineage: Eukaryota; Metazoa; Arthropoda; Insecta; Blattodea; Termopsidae
Source: RefSeq, a predicted model, not a curated record
UAAUAUUGUGCUUGAAGUAUUGUUUCUCAGUGAAAUAUGGCUUGAAAUCAAGAGUGAACCCAGAACAUUGUAAGGGUUUGAUACAGCACUGCCAGUCAUCAAAUGAAGAAAUUAUUUAACUCGUUUGGAAGAGUUGCAGAUACGCAGCUCCAGUAUGGUCUGAACAUCCAGAAUGGAACAAGUUUGUAUGUGACACAAGGAAAUUCUUCCAGUCAUGUUACUUUGGAUGUCACUCUAUCUGUCUGUCGUGAUUUUACCACAGUAUGAAUUUAUGAAUUGUGAUUCCACAGAAUAUCCUAAUGAUGAUUACACAAGGAAACGUUGUAAGCCACACGAAGGCCCAGCAGCCAAGGGGUUUUGUGCGGUGUAUCCCACGUUGUAUGUGAAAGAUUUGGAAGCUGGCAUAGUAGUGGCGGAGUUCAACGUACUAAGCAGAUCCUGCAAUGUAAGCAGUUAUGAAUUCAGAUUUGAAGUGGAUGAGAACUUGAAUGAGACAAAUUGUAGAAGUAAAUUUUUCAAAGGCAUUGAGCAUUCAGCAAAGAGAGUUGUUUUAAUCACACAUGAUGAAACAGUUCAAAGUUGUGGAAAAAUUCAGAAUGUGACAUUUGAGUAUGUUUACGAAGGCUGCUACAGAUUGAGUUAUAUUCAUGAAGUAGAUAAUACACUUGUACGGAAGUUCAUAAUUCAGUACAUGAGAACUACUUACAAAAAGGAGGAGUCGCCUUGUGAUGAGACCUACAUCACCCCCAAUUAUGUUAAACGGAAUUCAAUAGAUAUUUUAAUGACCAACUUCUCUAAGUUUGACGUCAUAUAUUCAACAGUUACGAAGCCUGAAGGCAGUUUCGCAUGUGAUGACAAAACUGACUUGAAGCGGUUCAUGUGGGUAAUGACUUAUGAUUCAAAAGAAACAUUUAUGUGCAAAAUGAAUGAAAAAAAGCACAACGAAGAAAUAAAGUGUACAGAGCAUGGUCAUAAUAUAGAAUGCACUAUUCACAACAUUGCUCCUGGAAAUUAUUGCUACUAUGUUAUUAUGCCCUAUGUGUACUGUAAUCCUCUCAGCAAUAAACGUGGUUUGUAUCAGAAGUUUAAUGUACCUGAAGAACCAGUACUUGGAAAAGCACAAGAAGCGACACCUGACAACACCAUAAUACUGGUAGUUGUUUUCUUAUUCUUGGUGGCUGUGGGUUUCAUUGUUGUAAUUGUCAUCUGGAAGGGGAAAACCAGAUCUCUUCACGAAAUAUACUUUCACGUGGAAGAAUGUCCUCCUUUACCUCGAAAAUCAAAAAUUCUUCUUCUGUAUUGUCGUGACUGUGAACAUUUUAUGGAAAUGAUGAUCACAUUGAGAGAGAUGUUGAAAGAAAUGACAGAAUGUGAGGUGUAUGACUGUUUUGACCCUGUUCUUGGCGAAGAAGUCGGGCGGAGUAAGAUAGACUGGAUUCGAAGACAUGUAUCAUCUGAUGAAGUUAAUAUUGUGGUAGUUGAGAGUUCAGUCGCCGUCAUGCAUCAGCAAGCUCUCCUUCGUCAUUCUAAAGUUUGCUACAGAGAACCCACAUGGCUAGAUGAACUGUUCUUAUAUGGUCUGAAGUCGCUAACAGAUGACGUAAAGAGAAAUACGUAUCAACAUGUAUUUGUUGUACGUAUUGACGGUUUCACUGGAGAAAAGGAUUUCUUGAAGUAUUUGCCGCCGUACAGGAGAUAUGUCGUACCGCAACACUUGCGCUUGUUGAGAGAUGAUUUGUGUCUACAAAGUAAGUUGAAUAUUGUUCCUUGCCUUGAUAGAACUGAUGGAAACUUGCAGAAAUUUGAGCAGGAAAUUAAGAACCUCACAAACUACAAAAAGCAAGAUCCAGACUAUUUGGAUGAGCUUAUAUUGAGUGCGAUAUAGAAUUCCAUAAAGAAGCUGAACGUCAAGGACGAGGAUUUCAGCCUCAUUCUGCAUUAAGUUACUGGGUGUCUGCGUUGUCUUCACAAUAUAGAUAGUUCUGAGUUGGUACAAAUGAACGUUGAUCUGUUUCUGUUAUUACGUUGAUUAAUACAGGAGUCAAGUCAAAUUUGGUUAGUGGGACCAGAUAUAAUUUAAUUGUUUCAAAUGAAGGACUUCGCCGUCGUUAAUGAACAAGAAAGGUAUGGAUUGAACGACGUGCUGGUUCUCGGAUAUUUCUGAUUCAUGGGCUGGUAAAAGAGCGGUGGGUUUUUGUAAGGGCUCGGUGUUAAUGAAGUGAACAUAAACGCGCAGAAAAUAAUUACAGAAAAUCAAGAAGCUACAAAUUUUACAGGGAGUAUGGCUGAAAUUCUAAGACGAGUUUCGUUACUGUACGGUUUGGAUUUUGUUUUUAUUUCUUUGCAGUCUGUAGUACUGUGUAUUAUUCAGUAUUAAUAUCAUUAAUCAUGUUCAUGUUUGUUGUGAAACAUAAUCUUUUGACAUGCCAUUAUUUCUUUCCUUCUUUGCAUUUAAUUUAAAUUUAAAUGUAGAAACAUAUUUAAAGUCGAUGCAAAAUAUCCGGAUGGAUCCAUUUGGGUGACGUUCGCUUGUAUGAGGUGUUUUCAUAAGUGAUAAUUUUGACUGAAAGCAAUUUUAUAUUUUUAAUUUAAACUUUAUACCACAAGCAACUCGAUUUUAAGGCCAUUCUUCUUUAUUACGCCGUCUCCUCUGCAGGAGGUUGGCGACAUGUUAUGAACAG